This is a messenger RNA of Paramuricea clavata, 253 nucleotides long. The record is from the annotation of a GenBank genome assembly. NCBI's taxonomy places the organism in Eukaryota, Metazoa, Cnidaria, Anthozoa, Malacalcyonacea, Plexauridae.
AUGACCGUGCCAUGCCGAUGGGAUGUGCAUCAUCCUGUCGGAGAUUUGAAAUGUUUAGCACUGCAAUGGGUUGUCCAGAAACAUUUGAACAUUGCGCACCUUAUCCACAUUCUUGAUGACUACCUAAUGGCAGCUUCAUCACAUGACCAAUGUUGCACUGACUUGAAGAAUUUUUUAUCACUUUGCGAGUAUCUUGGUGUUUCGAUUGCUCCGGAAAAGACUGUCGGUCCUCGAACCACUUUGCCAUUUGCCG